Messenger RNA from Austrofundulus limnaeus, 1161 nucleotides. RefSeq names its product DOT1-like histone H3K79 methyltransferase (gene dot1l). The record is from RefSeq and is a predicted model, not a curated record. NCBI's taxonomy places the organism in Eukaryota, Metazoa, Chordata, Actinopteri, Cyprinodontiformes, Rivulidae. The transcript has 7 exons. Gene Ontology annotation, cellular component: nucleus. Gene Ontology annotation, molecular function: histone H3K79 methyltransferase activity. Bases 280 to 894 code for a protein of 204 amino acids. Gene Ontology annotation, biological process: DNA damage checkpoint signaling; regulation of transcription regulatory region DNA binding; DNA repair.
CAUAUUUAUUCAUGCCGGGCAAGAUGGCGGCGAUUCGGGCUCGAUGUUAUUUCUAGUGAACAUAUAAAGGCAUUUUACUCAAAAUAUAGUUGACAGGCAGAUACUUAUACACACUUUUUCGCRCCGUGUGUGUGUUUUUCACGUAACAAGCGUCGAAGUCUUUUUUAUUUCACACGUCUCGGAGGUUUUUUUCCUGACUAAAUGUUCACGUUGUAAGUCGCGCUAACAGAGCAGUUAGUAACAGCCAUCCAUCAGAGCCAAGCCGCCGUCAAGUGGAGAAUGGGAGAAAAGCUGGAGCUCAAGCUCAAAUCGCCGGUCGGAGCAGAACCUGCUGGUUAUCCUUGGCCAUUACCAGUAUACGAUAAACACCAUGACGCUGCUCAUGAAAUCAUUGAGACCAUUCGRUGGGUGUGUGAGGAAAUCCCAGACCUCAAACUUGCAAUGGAAAAUUAUGUGCUCAUUGACUACGACACCAAGAGYUUUGAGAGUAUGCAGAGACUUUGUGACAAGUACAACAGGGCUAUUGACAGCAUUCACCAGCUGGUGUCAUCUUGUUCGGUUUCACUUCCCAGCUGUUCAUCAGAAAGAGUGGACAUACGCAGCUGGACGUGGCGGACUGCUCGGAGCGUCUCUGUUUAUAGAGGUCCUUUUCCCUUUCGGCUUUUUGGUAAUAUUCAGCCUUGUCCUCAUCGGACAGAGACUUCCACUGUAGAAAGAAGACAUGACACUGAAAACAGCUCCAGGUCAACUGAUCUACGCAUACAUCCACUGAUCUGUACAAACUCCCAUGUUCUGAUGGAUUUAUCCUGUAGCGCAGCCACCCCCUUCAACUUCUGCUCAUCUGAAAACAACCUGAAGGCGUUCCGAGGCUUUGGCACGUAUGUCUUCCUCUGAUUCUUUCUGGAGGAGCAAAACAGAAAAGAAACUGCACUUAGAGCUCGCAUGUCAUCACGGUGACGGACUGAGUGACGAUCAAGAGGUUUUAACUUGACUUGAGCUGCGACUGAAGCCUGGAGACUCCUGAUCCACAGACACAGAUCAGAAGCAGUCAAGAGUGAAGUAACAAGGAGUCCAAACUUACACUGAGCGACGGGAGUUCAAAGGAGCAGCAGCAGGACGAAACUGAUGCAACAUCUCUCCAUUCCUGCCCACAUACACCCA